UUGACCUCACGUGGAUGUCGGAGUCAAGCGCGUGUGGUUAUUUGCAGAGGCACCACUUUGUGGCAGAGGUGAAGAUGUCGUCUGUAAGGUUGUACACAAAGGGUAUAUUUGUGGGGUACAAGAGGAGUCUGCGUAACCAGCGGACGCACACAGCUCUGCUGAAACUGGAGGGAGUGACAGAGAAGAGUGAAACACCGUUCUACCUCGGGAAGCGGGUGGCCUACGUGUACCAUGCCCAUCGCAAGUCUAAGCAACGAGGAGAGAAGAAACCGAGCAAGUAUCGCGUGGUCUGGGGCAGAAUCAUGCGUUCUCACGGCAACAGCGGCAUCGUGAGGGCAAAGUUCAAGCACAACCUCCCGCCAAGAGCCAUGGGUGCCACAAUGAGAGUGAAGAUGAGCGUGAAGCAUUUCGUGUUCGGAGGUAUCGCCUCUCUCACCGCUGAAAUGGGGACGUUCCCCCUGGAUACGACGAAGACUCGACUGCAGGUCCAGGGCCAACAGAGGGACGCUGUGUGUCGGGAGUCGAGAUAUCGCGGCAUGACGCAUGCCCUCCUACGCAUUGCCAGAGAGGAAGGGGUCAGAGCACUAUAUGGAGGCAUAGCUCCUGCACUACUGAGACAAGCAUCCUACGGUACACUGAAGAUAGGGCUCUACCACUAUCUGAAGAAGAUAAAUCCAGCAGAAGAGACAGUACUGAUGAAUGUAUUGGCCGGGAUGACUAGUGGAGCCAUCGCUUCAGCCAUUGCAAACCCCACGGACGUUCUAAAGGUUAGGAUGCAGAGUGCGUCUGACGCGGCUUACUCGCAGAGAAAAAGCUGUGCAAAGUACUUUCAGCAGAUUUACAGGGAAGAAGGUGUACAUGGACUAUACAGAGGAGUGGUACCAACUGCAAACAGAGCUAUGGUGGUGGCCGGGGUGCUGCUUCCGUCGUACGACUUCUUCAAAGACCAGUUCCUUCGCAGUGGUUACAUGUCUGACACCACUUUCACGCACUUAUGGCGAGCUACUCUUAUAUAGCCGUUAGAACUCUUUACAUGCACUCUCUCUCCCCUCCUCUAUCUGUCCUGCUUCCUCUUCCCCAUCUAGUGCCAGUUUCCUAGCUGGGCUAAUGGGUACUGCAGCCUCCAAUCCCAUUGACGUAAUAAAAAGUCGAAUGAUGAACCAGAGAGUAAACCUCGGGAAUACACAAGUUCACAUCUAUGCAAACUCCCUAGACUGCCUUCUGAUAACAUUGAGAACAGAAGGACCAGCCGCACUAUAUCGAGGUUUCAUUCCAGCUUACCUCAGACUAGGGCCUUGGAACAUUAUUUUUUUUCUCACUUACGAAAAGUUAAAACGGGUGUUCUAAAGAUUCAGCUGAGCAAUCACUUACCAAGACCAGUUUCACAGGAUUAUAAUUACACAAACACUCCAAGAUUUAUUCAGUCAUUUUUGUUAUUCUUAUUUAUUGCAGCAACACUUUACUCGUGUGUCAUUUUAUCGCCUAUCAUAGUGUGUUGACAAUAAUGUCUAUAAAUCUACUCAU
This is a messenger RNA of Geodia barretti, 1524 nucleotides long. NCBI's taxonomy places the organism in Eukaryota, Metazoa, Porifera, Demospongiae, Tetractinellida, Geodiidae. The record is from the annotation of a GenBank genome assembly.